Messenger RNA from Cryptococcus amylolentus CBS 6039, 1549 nucleotides. RefSeq lists its product as hypothetical. The transcript is spliced from 8 exons. Bases 58 to 1497 code for a protein of 479 amino acids. The record is from RefSeq and is a predicted model, not a curated record. Lineage: Eukaryota; Fungi; Basidiomycota; Tremellomycetes; Tremellales; Cryptococcaceae. Gene Ontology annotation, molecular function: sarcosine oxidase activity; flavin adenine dinucleotide binding.
CCCUCUUCUCCCAUCCACCCCCUUACCCUUAAAGCAAGAGCAAAGCAAACCAAGGCAAUGACCUCCCCCUCCUCCACCAUCGCCAUCAUCGGCGCCGGCGUAUUCGGCCUCACCACCGCCCUCCACCUCGCCCAGCGCGGCUACACCCACGUCACCGUCUACGACUACCAGCCAUACCACCUGAACGCUUAUAACCCUGCUGGGGGGUGCGAUGCUGCUAGUGCUGAUGUGAACAAGAUCUACAGGUGUUCCUAUGGGAAAGAAACAGAAUACCAAGACCUAGCAUUCUCAGGCCGCCCCAUCUGGCUCGCAUGGAACGCCCAACUCGCCUCCACCCCCGCGCACCUCCUCCCCCCCGGCCUCUCCCCCUCCGACAAGCUCUUCGUGCCUUCAGGCUUCUUGCGGAUCUCAGACGGGGAGGGCUUGUCGGCGUAUGAUGCUGAUUGCCUGGAGGCGUUGAAGGAGGCGGGGUUGAGGGGGCAUCAGCAUGUUUCUGUGAGUGUUUUCUGUUCCGUGGGGAGGUGUGGGUUUGGGAAAGUGCCCUACCCCCUAGCCACAACCCUCGACACCUCCGCCGGCUUCACUUACGCCGACAAAUCCUGCGCCUGGGCCCGGUUCCUCGCAGAACAGGCUGGAGUCAAGUUUGUGCUCGGGCCCGAGGAGGGCAAGUUUGAUGAGCUGCUCUUCGGCGAGCCUUCGGCUGGGGGGGAGAAGAAGGUUAGAGGGUUGAAGACUGUUGACGGGAAUGAGCAUUUGGCGGAUGUUGUCAUUGUCGCUUGCGGCGGCUGGACACCUUCUGUCGUACCCGAAGUCGAAGGUCUUCUCGAAACGACCGCUGGGAGCGUGGUCACUGUCCAAUUGCCCGAGGACCGUCAAGAUCUUUGGGACAAGUAUGCACCCGAAAACUUCCCCGUCUGGGCAUACGGCCUGACAGGACACGAGUCGCCCGAGUAUGGUGGCUUCUAUGGGUUCCCCAGGACGCAGGAUGGGAAAAUCAAGAUUGGUUAUCGAGGAAGGAAAUGGACGAAUUACCAGGUGAACCCUAAGACUGGCAAAGAAAUCUCCACCCCCCUUACAGCCUACACCCCCACCCCAGCUACCAACCUCCCCCUCCGCGCCCUCGCCCUCAUCAAACACAUCAUCGCCCUCGCCCUCCCCGACCUCGCCGACCCCUCCAUCGGCAUCGCCGCUACGCGGAUGUGCUGGUACACAGACAGUGUGGAUAACAGUUUCGUGGUGGAUUACGUACCGGGGUAUGGGGAGGGGCUUUUUGUGGCUAGUGGGGGGAGUGGGCAUGGGUUCAAGUUUUUGCCUGUUCUUGGGAAACAUGUGGUGAAUGCGCUGGAGAAGAAGCCGGACCAGUUUACCGACAUGUUUCACUGGCGUACCGCUGCCCCCGAUGACAAGUACGCCAACGGCCUUAAAGAGGACAAAGAAACGUCGGGUAGGGAUCUGGGUAGCUUGAAGAUGGGGGAGAAGGUGGACUGGCUGUUUUAAAUAUAGACACGAGACUAUGUAGAUACUUGGGAUAUGCAAUGGAUGGAAGGAA